Molecule: messenger RNA, 3219 nt
Organism: Daphnia pulicaria
Lineage: Eukaryota; Metazoa; Arthropoda; Branchiopoda; Diplostraca; Daphniidae
Exons: 6
Coding region: 22-3099 (1025 amino acids)
Biological process (GO): regulation of transcription by RNA polymerase II
Cellular component (GO): nucleus
Molecular function (GO): DNA-binding transcription factor activity, RNA polymerase II-specific
Source: RefSeq, a predicted model, not a curated record
GCUUGUUUCAAACGUACGAAAAUGUUAUCUACGGCAAGACGUGACCUGAAUUGUAUUAAAGUGGGAUGCUUGGGAUAUACACCUGUUAGGAACAAACGAGUACGAAACGUUCUCAAGGAUUUCUGUUUUGAAGGGAAUAUUAGCGACGUGGAUGAGGUGACUAAGGUUCUUUUAUUGGGUUGUGGUGAUCUAAGAAAUACCUUUCAAGCAACAACUUCCAAGAAUCCUCCAAAUCUAGAGAUUCAUCUCAAUGAUUUCAGUCCUUCUGUCUUGGCUCGAAAUAUCAUAAUAUUGAAAAUUGUAUCAGCAAGUGAUUUCAAUCCCGAUAAUGAUGAAGAUUUUGGAUUUCUUUGGGAUGUGUGGUACAAUGUUGAUUGGCCAGAAGAAACCAGGAAGAGGUUUCUUUCUAUUGUUAAGGAGUUGACAAAUGAGAAAUUACCAGAUAAUGUCACAAUUUCAAGCAAUAGUCACCUUGAAAAAUUUAAGAGUUUGUGGAGUAACUGGCAUUCUGUUUCCUCAAAAAACAAAACCGAUUCUGAAUCACUCUUGAGAAAAGUCUGGGGACAAAGGAAUCAGUGCUUGUUGGACCUGUGGGCUAUUGUGUACUCUCCAGGACAUUUACAAAAGAAAGCAGAACUAAGCAAUGCUGAUCUCUUCACGGCCUCAUUAAAUGAACUGGCUGAGCAGUUUAUAAAUUAUGAAGAGUUCAUAGGAUUGGCACCUUGUGUUCGUAAAAAGAUUUACGAUGAAAUUCUGGAAUGUUACAGAAAUGGCAGCAGUCGCCGUCAAAAUGACGAAAAACCAGUGUGCGUCAACCCAACUUUGCUGAACCCCAAGACCCAUGAUUGGAAAAUCGCAUGCUCAACUCCGUUUCAAGGUUAUCUGCCGAUUGCAAAAGGAGAGCUGAUUACUUCAGUUGAACAAAUCAUGACCCACUCCUGCUCCGAAAUACUCAAGAGAUUUGUGUCUUCCUAUCGCAACCGGAUUCCAACAGUCAAAAUCGUUUUUCACCUAGAAGAAGCCAUAAAACAUUGCUACUCAGACGCAAACAAGUUUGACGUCAUCGACUGCUCUGAUUACGUGGGUCAUGUUGGGUUAGCCAAUUUAGUUGUUGCAUGCUGCCAAAAGUUGUCGGAUAACCCGAAUGCAGUUUUGUAUAUCGAAAUAAGAACUGACCGUCGUCAUUCGGCCAACACAAUCGUCGAGAAAUCCCUUUGUGCUUCAUUGAGUAUGAUUCCAACCAUUUACGGGUUAAGAUUGGCUGACCAUGUUGAAUUAAGAGAUUCUGCCGUAGAUUACUUGCGUUGCAAUACCCUUCAAAGAGGUCGCCCAGUGAUUCUCUGCUGGCAGAAAGUACCAAACUUUCAGAACAUCAAAUUGGUCCCUUCUCCUGAUUUAAAUCGAUGCCUAACAAAGCUGGCCAAUUUCUGCCAUCCAACAACAUUCCCUAAACCUGCCUCUCAAACAAGCAGCGCUGGAAGUGAAAUCUACUGUACUCCCCUAACAUUCAACUAUAUUUUGGACUCGAUGAAUCGGCGACUGGGACAAGAUUGUUGGUUACCAGACCUACUUGACAUCGCUCCACAAUUCAUUCUGGCAAGAAAAAUAUUAGAGGAUUGGAAGAAUGGGAAGAAAAUGAUGAAAUUUUCAGCUGUUAUUAAGUCCAGCAUGGUGAGGUCUGAAGAAGAACCUAUUCGGAAGAAGAACCUUCCUCUAUUUCGGCUAGCUUUUGUCCGAAAAGAUUCUUAUAUGUUGGAAGGUGACUUAUCCGGACCUGAUGUUCACUUCAUCGACAAUAUUGAACUUGAAUUCAAGCGUACUUCAAAAGGAGUAGCAGUGGAGACGGUGUCGUUUUUACUGCCUAGCGAUCAUGGUUUCGAUGAAACGUACGAUGCGAUUGUAAUCGAUGCUUUCGACGGAAUGCCACUACUACUCUUAGAGUCUUUUAAAUCAAUGCGGGUAGAGAAAUAUGAUGUACCUUACCCGAUUGUGCAAAACAAACCUCAACUUCCACUGGAUCCUAAAAAUAAAAUGUACAUGAAGGUCGAAAGUUGUAUCGAGUCAGAAGAACAGUACACCCUUAGGAUUGCCAUUGAAUGUAGGGGAAAUGUUUCAGGAUUGAAGAUAUCUACUAACGAACAGGCACCCUGCGAAUCCUGCCAUGAAAUCACAGUUUCAUUGACUCAACCCAGUGAAAUCCAACCAUUGUCAUUAACAUUUCCAUUUCCGAUCCUUGCGAAAAAUGUUCAAGCGACGCUCCAUCGAAAAAGUCGACAUGUCGAUUUGUUGAUGAAGAAAUCCCUGCUGGAGCCCUGGCCAUGCGAGUUUCACAAUAAAAAGUCUAAAUGGAUAAUAGACGAUUUAGUGCCCUGGGAAAACGUACCACUCACCCCUGAAAAUGGAUUCAACAGUUUAGAACACCAUCUGAGCAGCCAAUUUUUAUCAAAGGAAAUUAGUGUUGCCCAUUUUCUUGAUUCAAAGAGUUCUGCUUUGGAUAAAUUGCGUCUCAAGCUUGUAGCAUUGAUGUCCGGUGAUGCUGAAUUUGUCAGUUACGGUCGAAAUGACGAUCGGUACCUACUGAAACUCCAUCGGCCCCUUCUUACUUCCCCAACGGGAACUCCAAUUUUGCUGAUUACUGCUCUCAAUGGUAUCCUUUCGCGAAAACUUGGACAGAAUGUUUUUACGAUAAACCCAACUGUGCCCAACGAAGUAAUGGAUCACUUAAAGAUUUGCCAGAAAUUUUUUUCACCCAUGGACAGGUUGGUUGGGGACGCCGAGACCGAAGAAGAAUUUCAAUUGUUUCGUUUUCUCCUGCGUUUGAACUCAACUAGAAUUGAGCCCAGCAAAUGGCAGAAGGAGAAUAUUCCUCUAGGAGGUCGCAGUCCUUGGCUUGCUACUUUCCUUUCGCCACUCUACCAGGAUUCCGUAUCGAAGGAAAGCAUCGAGGAUGAACCAGCUGACGAGAAGUGCUGUGCUGCUUGUAAGAAAAUCCCUGAGAAGUUGAAGCGUUGUAGUCGUUGCCGUUCCGCUGAAUACUGCAGCGUUGAGUGUCAACAGUCACAUUGGCCAACUCACAAGCACAUCUGCAAGAAAUUGUAAUUUGGUCGAAACUUAAUGCAGCUUAAUCCGUGAGUUAUUGAUUAGCCUAAAAUUUAAAAUCAAAUUCAAACAAGUUCAUUGAGUUUUUUUUUUUUUUUUUUUUUUUUGUAAUUCGGUUGA